CCUGCACCGGCCUAUAGAACGUAGACCACCUUCGGACGAACGACUUUCGUCGGCCGGCGAGGGACCGGCGGGAGCGGGAAGGGGUUUAGAGCGAAGAAGGAGGGAAACAGAGGGAAAAGAAGGAGGAGAGGUGGACGAAGCGAGCGCGGCAGAGCGAGGGCAAGACCGACGGCGGUGUACUGGAGUGUGGUGAGCAGCAUAAGAACGGGACGGCGCGCACAGGUCCAUUUAGUUGGUAGGAAGCGUGAGGUGCCUUUGCGUCGAGGGACAACGGCGGUCGGACGCGGCUUUCGUGAAGACAGCCUGAGGAGCAAAGAGGUUUUAGAAGACUUGCAAAACGACUCACAACGACAGAAAUAUGAGGUGGAUUCUGGCAGCGGUGGUUGUGCUGGGGGCGUCUGUGUGGGAGGCAACCUCACAGUGCCUCACAGACGAAGACAGGAUAAAAAUCUUGGGAGUCAAUCAAGAACUAAACGAAGUCGUAGAUUUUGGCCUCGAGCUGUACAAGGAGUUGGAGCUCGGACAAGCCACCUCCUACCUGGCCACCGGGAGGAACCUGUUCUUCUCGCCCUACAGCGUCUGGUCGGCCCUCGUCCUCGCGUACUUCGGCUCGGGCGGGACAACCGAGGCCGAACUCCAGAAGGCGCUCGGGGUGGUCGACAAGAUCAAUAUUCUGACGAAGAUGCGUGCACUCGAACUCACGUACGACUUGCGGCGCUCCACCGGUUCCAGCUACAUAUUCAACGUGGCCAACCGCUUUUACAUCGACGCCGCCUCGCCCGUUCGGAAGUGCGUCAAGAACAUUCUCUUCAAGGAAAUCGCAGAAACCGACUUCAGAAACACCUUCGUGGCGGCGAACGACAUCAAUGAAUUUGUGUCCGAGACGACUCAAGGAAAUAUUCCCCGCCUGCUGGAGGAGUCUGACCUGAGGGACGCCCAGAUGGUUCUGGUCAACGCCGCGUUCUUCAAAGGCAUCUGGAAAUACAGUUUUCUCAGCAAUGACACCUUCCUCGCACCGUUCAGGGCCGAUCCUUCCCUUAGCUUCCAGGGAGGAGCUGGAACUCCCCCGAACGGCACGGGGAUGGUGUCGAUGAUGAACCAAACCGCCAGUUUCAAGUACGCUGACUCGAAGGACCUGGAAGCCCAACUCCUGGAACUCCCCUACGAAGGCGGCGCCAUGUCGAUGUUCCUGAUGCUACCGAAUGAAGAGGGUCGUUCGGGCUUCGCCAGGACGGUGGCGAGCUUCUCCUCCGCGGCCCUGUCGAAGGCCAUGAGGACCAUGAAGCCAGAGACAGUUAAUCUGCAGUUGCCGAGAUUCAACAUGAGCGUCGAGCUCAUAGAUGAACUCGAAGCCGCUCUCAAGAACCUCGGGAUCCGCAACGUUUUCGACCCCGAACACGCCGACUUCAGCGCCUUCGCCCCGACCCCGAGGAUGAGCGUGAGCAAGACGGUGCACAAGGCCUUCAUCGAAGUCAACGAAGAGGGCUCGGAGGCGGCGGCGGCAACGGUCCUCGCCGUCAACAUCCGCACGAGACCGAAGCCCCCCUUGAGCUUCGUGUGCGACAGGCCCUUCAUCUUCUUCAUUUACGACAACGACACGGAAAACAUCCUCUUCUUGGGAGUGUUCAGGAAUCACAAGGAGGCACUUGACUAUUAGGAGGGGGAGAGAGAGA
Penaeus vannamei (Pacific white shrimp) is the source of this 1673-nucleotide messenger RNA. RefSeq names its product leukocyte elastase inhibitor A. Gene Ontology annotation, molecular function: serine-type endopeptidase inhibitor activity. The record is from RefSeq and is a predicted model, not a curated record. Lineage: Eukaryota; Metazoa; Arthropoda; Malacostraca; Decapoda; Penaeidae.